Amaranthus tricolor (Joseph's coat) is the source of this 2319-nucleotide messenger RNA. Its product is annotated as GTPase LSG1-2-like. Gene Ontology annotation, cellular component: cytosol. NCBI's taxonomy places the organism in Eukaryota, Viridiplantae, Streptophyta, Magnoliopsida, Caryophyllales, Amaranthaceae. The transcript is spliced from 8 exons. The record is from RefSeq and is a predicted model, not a curated record. Gene Ontology annotation, molecular function: GTP binding; GTPase activity. The coding region runs from base 303 to 2075 and encodes 590 amino acids.
UUUGAUUUUUAUUUGUAAGGGUUUAAAGUUCAAACCCUACUUACUUAUCGGCAAGUUGCUAACAAACCCACCGUUUCCUCUUUUUCAUUCGUAAUUUUCUGCGUCUACUUCCUCACUUCUUCAUUUGAUGUCUUCUUUCAUUUUUCAAUCUCAUCUCACUUUGCUUCAUCAAUCUUCACGCCUCACUCCUCACGAAAUCACGGUGCCAGUGCUGAUCCGUCUCUGCCUACUUCUGGAGAAUUAAGAUUCAAACAACAAAAAAUUCUAAAAAAUUUACCAAUUACAAUCAGUAAGGAAAAACCAUGAGUAAAAGAGAAAAAACUGGGUUAGGAAGAGCCUUGGUGAAGCACCAUAAUCAAAUGGUGCAACAAUCAAAAGACAAAGGGCGUUUCUACAAAACGCAUAACAAGAAAGCUCUAAUUUCUGUUACCGAUGUUUCCGAUAUAGAUGCCGUAAUUGAACAAGCAGAAGAAGCUGACCGCCUUUAUUCUGCUGAUAAUCCAAUUCCUCACCUUUUAAUUGAUGCGGACCCGAGUUCAAGCUCUGUUUUCUUGACAUCUGAUCAAAGGAGGCAGCAACAGAAGUACGAGGAGGCACAACAUGCUGCAAGCCUUCGUGUUCCUCGAAGGCCGCCGUGGAAUGUUGGGAUGACAGUAGAUGAGCUUGAUGUCAAUGAAAAUCAAGCCUUUUUAGCCUGGCGAAGAAGCCUUGCCAAACUUGAGGAGAAUGAAAAGCUUGUCCUUACUCCAUUUGAGAAGAAUUUGGAUAUAUGGAGGCAGCUUUGGCGAGUGGUUGAGCGCAGUGAUCUGCUUGUCAUGGUUGUUGAUGCUAGAAACCCUUUGUUCUACCGUUGUCCAGACCUCGAGGUGUACGUGCAAGAGGUUGAUGAGCAUAAACGAACGAUGCUUCUUAUUAACAAGGCCGACCUUUUGCCUUAUACUAUUAGGCAGAAAUGGGCAAAUUACUUCCACGAUCAGGGAAUUCUGUUUGUAUUUUGGUCGGCUAAAGCUGCUUCUGCAGCUCUUGAAGGGAAGAAGCUUAAUGUAUCGGAGCAUAUGCAAGCACAAGAACCCGAAGAUGAUACAAAAAUAUAUGGCAGGGAUGAAUUGCUGUCCCGCCUACAAUCUGAGGCCGAGGAGAUAAUGAGAUUGAGGAAAUCAGACUCUGAAGCUACAAGUUUCUCAGAUUCUCACUCCCAAGUUAGAAGUACUGGAUCAUAUGCAGCAUCAAACAGUGUAACUGUGGGGUUUGUCGGUUACCCCAAUGUGGGAAAGAGUUCAACCAUUAAUGCUUUGGUCGGAGCAAAGCGUGCGGGUGUUACCAACACUCCUGGAAAGACAAAGCAUUUUCAGACGCUGAUUAUAUCUGAUAAGCUUACCUUAUGUGAUUGCCCUGGACUUGUUUUCCCAUCUUUUACUUGCUCGAGAUAUGAGAUGAUUGCAUGUGGGGUUUUGCCGAUAGAUCGGAUGACUUCCCACCGAGAGGCUGUACAGGUAGUUGCAGAUAAAGUUCCAAGGCACUUGAUUGAAGAAGUAUACAAGAUCACUUUGCCGAAACCAAAGCCAUAUGAGCCUCAAUCUCGACCUCCUCUAGCUGCUGAGCUUUUGAGAGCUUAUUGUGCAUCUCGGGGUUAUACAGCUUCUAGUGGGUUGCCCGAUGAAACUCGGGCUUCCCGUAUAAUCUUGAAAGAUUACAUUGAUGGGAGGCUUCCUCACUUUGAGUUACCUCCUGGAAUGUCAAACGAGGAGAGCAAAGAGAAUUACGAAAUUACUGCUGCUAAUUUCGACUUGUCCGACAUAGAUGAAUCCGAUACCUCCGAGAUCGAAGAAGUAUCUAUUGAUGCUGAAAAUGAGCCUGAUCUUGAGGCUGUAAUGAAUGAUCUUCAGACGUUUGAUCUUUCAAAUGGAUUAGCGACAGAGAAGGCAAAUGCGAAGAAAAAGCCUACUAAAGCACCACACAAACUCCACAAAAAGACACAGAGAAAGAAAGAUCGAUCAUGGAGGGUUGGAAACGAUGGUGGUGAUGGGAUGCCUGUGGUGAGGGCCUUCCAGAAGCCGGUACCCAUAAAAUCGUAGUGUAACACCUUAUGAACACCUUCAUGUUAUACAUGGUUUUGAAUUGCUUAUAGCAAGUCCUUGCUACUCAUUUCACUUCCAAGAUUUCUCAUUGUGGAUAGCCUGCGUAUUAAGAGUUACAGUACUCCUUUUUGUUCAUUGUUCCCAUGACUUGCACUUGGCUGCUCUAAUUAAUUAGGAAAAAAAUAGAAUGCAAGCUGUACCAUUACAUUGAUUUAUUACAAUAAUAUGUGUUGUUACGGUG